UCCAACCCUUCACGUUACCGACACGAAAACCGAAGUUCUGACGUGUCGGGAUCUCACUGGGCCUAAAUCGUCGACGGGUCAGAGUCUUAGGCGUGAAGUUUCCUGGUCUGGAAGAAGGGUCGUCCGAAUUAGGACAUGCAAGCGGGGAAGCCCAUCCUCUAUUCCUAUUUCCGAAGCUCCUGCUCGUGGAGAGUGCGAAUCGCUCUGGCCUUGAAAAACAUCGACUAUGAGAUAGUAACCAUCAACCUCAUAAAGGAUGGGGGGCAGCAGUUCUCCAAAGAAUUCCAGGCCCUGAAUCCCAUGAAGCAGGUGCCGGCCCUGAAGAUUGAUGGAAUCACCCUCAGCCAGUCACUGGCCAUCAUUGAGUACCUGGAGGAGACCCGGCCCACGCCCCGACUUCUGCCUCAGGACCCAAAGAAGAGGGCCCAAGUGCGCAUGAUUUCUGACCUCCUCGCCAGUGGCAUCCAACCCCUGCAGAACUUGUCUGUCCUGAAUCAAGUGGGAAAGGAGAACCAGCUGACCUGGGCCCAGCGGGUCAUCGCUCCUGGCUUUAACGCUCUGGAGCAGAUCCUGCAGAGCACAGCGGGGAAGUACUGCAUGGGAGAUGAGGUGUCCAUGGCUGACCUGUGCUUAGUGCCUCAGGUGGCAAAUGCUGAAAGGUACAAGGUGGAUCUCUCUCCCUACCCCACCAUCAGCCGCAUCAACAAGUCCCUGCUGGCCUUGGAGGCCUUCCAAGUGUCUCACCCCAGCCGGCAGCCAGAUACACCCCCCGAGCUGAGGGCCUAGCUCUCAAACUGUAUCCCACUGGUGCUGGGGCAGGGAGCGGGUGCGGGAGCAGAAGCUGGGUGAGCUGAGUGGGCCUGGAAAUAAGUGAGGCCCAACUGGAGAGGCAGAAGACUUGAACUCCUAGCCCUUGACCUUGAACUCUCGCCCUGUAUCUCCCUUCCCACUGAACCUCUUUCUGGGUCAGCCCCCUCAUGUGUCACAUGUGGGGAGGGUGGCGGGGGGCUGCGGGGAGGAGGCUGGGCGGGAGCGUUGCCUGCUGUCUGUGUCACGUGCAGUCAUGAAACGAAUGUAAAGUGUCUGGCACAUUUACAGAGAGCCACGAGCAAGGUCAAGUGUCUCUUUCCAGCCCCUCCCCUGUACCUGACUCCAGAGAAUUGCCCCCCUGCCCCAAAAUUGGAUAAUUAAAGCCCAGGCCUCCAGGUUGUUGCGUUAAGGCUGAGCUGGGUUCCAGAAGGUGAACACUUCCCAGCUGGAACCCCCUUGCGUCUGGACCAGGAGAGAGAGUCAGCAGCCACUUUCCCCCCCUGUGGUUGGCGUGGCCGCUGGGACCUCAGGGCAAGGGAGAGAAGUCAGCCCAAAAUCCUGCCCGAGAGCAUCAGACAAGACCCAGAAGAGAGCAGGUAAGAGAAGCAGGAGAGGAGGCAUUCUGUGACCAGCUGAGCACCCAGGCCAUGAGACCAUUGGUCAGGUCCAUGGCGACACUGAGGGGGACGCUGGCCCUCUCAGCCCAGCCCCUCAUCUUCAGGGGCAGCAUUCUCUGGACCAGUCCCAGGAUUAGGUACUUGGGAUCCAUCUGGUUGUGACUGGUCCUGGGAACUGGAAGCAGUCUCCUCCUCCAUGGGCAGCGUGCAUGCCACUGCCAGACUAGUUCAGACCAACCAGGUGACAGUUGACCUUGGGCUGCCCUGGAGGGUGGACGUUCCCAUGCCUGGCAGUGUUCAGCCAGAACCAGGAUCACCUCUCGGCAGAGACACUGUAAGGAGAUAGGGGUUCCUUCUAGGAAAGAAACCAGAUGACUUUUAGGUCCCAUUCCUGAGCAUCAUUUCCCUGCAUGGCUGAGGUUUAAACAGGGAUGAAGAUAUUUACAUCUGGUCCACACGGAAGACACCCUUCUUGGCCAUGAGUCCCUUUUCUUUAGCCCCCAUCCCAGGGCACCUAGUUCUCCCCUCUCACGCCAGGCUCCUUUGUGGCCGGGUCCCAGUCUCUAGAAUGACCAAAGUGGGCCCCUCUUGUUCCUGGGGCGAGUUUGUCCUGGCAGAGCCAGAGAGAGGCACAGGAAGAUAGAUGAGACACAGCGGUCGUGAGGGAGAUGGUGGUGCCUGCGGUCCUGCCCUGCUGCCAUCUGGACCCUUUGCCUCAGGUUACUCCAGACUUGCCUGGCUGCAUACGGCUCACCUGGGCUGUCCCCAAGAAACCUGUACCUGAGAUAAGAGCCUCAUCUCCCCAGCUCAAGAAUCAGUAACAGUCCCCUGACUUGACUUUUGAAGUGGAAGGUGAUUAAACUGCCCAUCGAAGAGUU
This is a messenger RNA of Phacochoerus africanus (Common warthog), 2305 nucleotides long. RefSeq names its product glutathione S-transferase zeta 1 (gene GSTZ1). Gene Ontology annotation, cellular component: cytoplasm; mitochondrion. The transcript is spliced from 9 exons. Bases 136 to 786 code for a protein of 216 amino acids. The record is from RefSeq and is a predicted model, not a curated record. Gene Ontology annotation, biological process: glutathione metabolic process; L-phenylalanine catabolic process. Gene Ontology annotation, molecular function: glutathione transferase activity; maleylacetoacetate isomerase activity. Lineage: Eukaryota; Metazoa; Chordata; Mammalia; Artiodactyla; Suidae.